Messenger RNA from Sporothrix brasiliensis 5110, 1695 nucleotides. RefSeq names its product taurine catabolism dioxygenase family protein. The transcript has 2 exons. Gene Ontology annotation, molecular function: monooxygenase activity; heme binding; oxidoreductase activity, acting on paired donors, with incorporation or reduction of molecular oxygen. The record is from RefSeq and is a predicted model, not a curated record. Lineage: Eukaryota; Fungi; Ascomycota; Sordariomycetes; Ophiostomatales; Ophiostomataceae. The coding region runs from base 1 to 1695 and encodes 564 amino acids.
AUGGCAAUCGAGCUUUCGAUCAGCCAUGCCGUCAACGCCGCUGGCUGGCUGCUGGCGGCCACGGUGCUCUGGUUUGGUUACCGCGCCUAUGUCGUGCGCAGCCAUUUCCAGCGCCUUCAGCGCCAGGGAGUUCCCAUGCUCCCGCAUCAUCCCAUUUUGGGCCAUCUUGGCGUUGUUGGCAAGCUCAUGAAGGAUAUGCCGGGCGAUGUCCAUGGCGACUACCUUAUGCUGCUCAUUCAGGACAACUGGCGCACAUUGUUUGACGAAAAGUACACAGCGUGCCCGCCCGCUGUCUAUCUGGAUAUGUGGCCUGCGUCCAUGCCGUUCAUGCUCAGUUUGCACCCCGACAUGUCCGCCCAGUUCACCCAGGACGUCAACAUGGAAAAGGCCGAGGCCCAGGGCCACUUCUUGCGGCCCCUCACGAGCAACCUCGACGUAGCGUCCAGCCACGGCGCGGCAUGGAAGAAGCUGCGCCGCCGCAUGAACCUGGGAUUCAGUGCCCAGGCCAUCCGCGCGCGGCUGCCGGCGCUGAUGGAGGAGGUCGAGGUGUUUCGGGAUAUCUUGGUGAGCCGCGCCGGCAAGAAUGGUGCUUGGGGCACUGUCUUCACCCUUGAGGAGCUCGCGACGAUGCUGACGCUCGACUUUAUCGGCCGCUUCACAUUCGACGUCCGCCUGCACGAGCAGACGAGUCCGCUGACGCCCAUGACCGCGGCCAUGCUCGACACGCUGCCCCGACUGCGCGUCUUCACCCACAUUGGCAAUGUAUGGUCCCUCUUCAACCCGUGGGUCACGUACAAGCUCUGGAGCAACGUGCGCUGCAUGGAUGCGUACCUCGCGCCCCGCCUGGAAGAGCGUCGUGCAGCCUUGACGGCCGGCGAGCCCCCGGCAGGCGGUACGACGCUGGUCGACACGCUGUUCACAACGAUUGCUGCCGAGAGCCCAGCCGACGCCAACACCACCGCCACGCUCGACUACGUGGUGGCCGAAACCAAGCACACGCUGUUUGCCGGCCACGAGACGACGGCCUUCACCUUGGCCUGGCUCUUCCGCACACUCGCAACGGAGCCCACGAUCGUCGCCAACAUGAUGGCCGAGCACGACGCCGUCCUGGGCCCGGACCCGGACGCCGCGGCCGACCGUCUGCGUGACGCGCCCCACCUCAUCGGCCAGCUGCCGUACACGACGGCCGUCAUCAAAGAGUCCAUGCGCAUCCACACCAACGUCGGCACCCUGCGCGCCGCGCCGCCCGGCGCCGCCCUCUAUGGCCCCGCCGGCUCGGGGUACGACGGCGUCGCCUUCCCCACCGACAUGUGCGUCCUCUGGGAUGCCAACUUUGCCAUCCACCGCAACCCAGCCUACUGGCCGCGCCCGCUGGAGUUCGUGCCCGAGCGCUGGCUCACCACCGACAAGGACGACCCGCUGCACCCGCGCCGCAACGCCUACCGGCCCUUUGAACAAGGCCCCCGCAACUGCGUCGGCCAGCACAUGGCCAUGACGGAGAUGACCAUGGUGUUGGCGCUCGUGGUCCGCACGCUGGAGGUCGAGGAGGCCUGGGCGGAGUGGGACGCGAAGCGGGGGGCCACGCACAAGAAGAAGGCGACCGUCUGGGGCGACCGGCUCUACCAGGUCAGCAAGCACGGCCCGCCACACGUCAAGGACGGCAUGCCGGUGCACGUGCGCCUGCGCCAGAGGUAA